CUGCAUAACAAGGUGAAGAACCGAAUGAACGCAGACGCGAAAGGCACUGCAACGGAUACAGUGCUUGCUAACUACGGUCGUUGCGGAGCUACUUCUUGGUAUUGAAAAUGUCGAGGCAUUGACGGAACAGCACCCUCUGAGGUUAUGUCUCUAAGGAAGCCUUUUAGUGAAGAGGAUACAGGACCACUUCUGACUUUAGGAGAUCGUGUGGUGUGGUUGUUUGAACAUGGACCUGAGCAUGGCUGGGUCCGUUGGAUUGGACGAAUUCCUGUUGUUUCUCCCAAUUGGACCAUUGGUGUUGAAUUUGAUAAUCCUAUUGGAGCAGGAGAUGGGAAAUUUGGUGGAAAACGCUACUUCUAUGCCAGGAAUGAUCAUGCUUACUUUCUACCUAACUCAAGUUUGCUUCGUGCUUGUGACUACAACAGUAGUUUCCGAAAACAAAAUUCUCUCGGAGGGUCUACACCAGGUUUCCAAGCAAAAAUGUACACCUUCCCACACCAGUACAGUGUGGCCAAGUGCCCCUUUCCUAGCUCUACAAAGGGUGUUGAAGCCACUCGCUUAACUGCAGCUCGCCUUAUCAGCUCCAGCAGCAGCACCAGCAGGGAACGUGGUAUGUGUGGCACUAGCAAGUUGCACCGGUCCCAGUCCACUCAUGCAAAGGAUGAGCCCAACUUGUCAGACUAUGACAACUGGCUAGAUGGCAAGGAUCCAUGCAAUGUGCAUGUGAAGUCGUGGAAAAGCAGCAGCACUCAUUCAGUCGUGAGCUGUCCACCUGUGCUGCUCCCCAAGAUGCUUGUGACACGUGAGCAAACCUCAAGCUCAGAUAGCGAUAUUAAUUUUGGGAGCCUGCGUUCUCUUAUGUCAUGUUUCACUUUGGGCUCCCAUCGUAAAAAGAAGCGCAGGAAGAAAAAGAAGAAAAGCCAUCAUCUGGUGAUUGUGACAGGCUCAGACAACAGCAACCACUGUUGUUCUAGUGGAAGUGUAGCUGGUGCACAAGCACAGCAACAUGUGUGUGAAGGUGACCACAGCAUUCGGCAUUCUUCUAAGAAGCGUAGUGCACAGGAGCUGGCUUGUGUGUCUAAUGGGCCAAAAGCCAUCUGGAGGUAUUCUCUGCAAGAACAGGACAUGCAGAGAAGUGACGCUUCUUGCAAAGAGCCUGUUGCCACAGAAGUUGCAGAGCAAAAGUCUCCACCAAAGCUUCCGCCAAAGACCUCCACCAGAAAGAAACGCUUGGCUCCACAGCCUCCUGGUGGCAAUAUUACUCCAACUGGGACACUGCCGAGGAACCAACCAGUGCCAGCUGUGGUAGUUCCUUGUAGCUCAUCUUCACACAGCACUGACAGCCUAAGUUUGACCCGACGACGGUCUCACAAAAAGCCGGCACCUCAGCCACCCAGAUGUGAUGUCUGGCAUUCAGUAGCCAAGUCAGGGACUCUCCCAAGUGGAAUACAAAAAGGAUUAUAUGCCAAUGAAGCUACAGAGGAUAGCAAAGCUGUGACUACCUUGAAAACACGGUCACUUCCCAUGGCUGAUAUCAACAUGCCUGGCACCUCUGCUCUUCAUCUUUAUUUGCUUGAAAGUCAGCAUGGUCAACAAGCUCAAAAAAGACAAGAAUUUGGAAAAAAUUUAGCUGACUUGGUGGUCAAGCCUGACCUUCCUGUUAAAACAAUUCCAUGUCCUGUGUCCUAUAUAGGCAGUGACAGGACUGAGUCUAUUGGAUGUGGUAGCUCUAUUCAAAAUAGGAACCUUAAUGACAAGCAAAAUAUUAAAACAGUUGAUGAGACGGGCAAACCAGUGCAUGUAAGACCAGUGGCUUCAGAAGGUGAAAAAAGGGAUGCUCACCAACAUCAAGUCUCCAGUCGUGAAAUGAGAUCAUCCACUCUGCCACCUACAAGGCAGUGCCCUCCUAUUUUAGAAGAGGAGGAGCCAUAUGCCAGCACAGUAGUAGGUGGAGAAUUCAAUAACUUAGAAUCUGUAUUGAAACGUAACUCGAAUGUGUUCGAGCUUUUAGAUGCUUUCAGCAAGCUUGAAUUGAAUUCUGAUGAGACACAAAAGGACAGUGAGCCUGAGUCGCCAAAGCACUCUAGAAAGCAAGUAAAAUCACUGAAGUCACUUUUUCAGAAACACCCAACAGAUGCCAGCAAAGUUGUUUCUACAAAGUGGACAUAUACGCCAAUGGAAUCCAAAAAAGAGAAUUUCUUCACUGCUGUAAAACCUGGAUCUCCCAUUGCUGCAAGACUUGAAGAUAGGGAAACAGCAGAUUCCAAGAUGGAAAACAUUGAUGCAAGUUCUUCGGAUUCAGAGGCAAAGUGGGGGAAGAACCUGCCAUCUCACUUACCUUUGAAUACACAGUUGGCAUCCUGUCGAAUGAACCUCAAACCCGUUAGCCACUCUCCUGACUUUGGCAGUGUGUUUUGCAAGCUACGUCCACAAGCAAGUAACUCUUCCCCUGGAAACCCACCUUGGAAACACCAACUCCAAGCUGGGAAAGUGCUGCCAGACGAACCAAGACCAAGUGGCUCAGAGCUGCCAGUUGUGGAGACUAAAAAUAAAACUUCCGGAGGGAGAAAAGAAGGUGGAGGGGGGGGUCGUGUUGGCGAAACUGCCUCGUCUGCAGCAGUGGCUGCCACAGCUGCAUGCUCACUUGAAAUGAUGGCAGGCAAGGCCUCGCCUGUGUCUUUACCCCAGGCCUCUACACAUGCCAGUGCUCAUACGAGUUCAGGAAGGCAACGACCACCUGUGCACCCGAAUUCUCCAACUGCUCUUAUGCAAGCUAAAUUGCCAGCUCUAUUUCGACAGCUUGAAGAAGCAAUUAGCAAAGGCGAGCAUGACAGAGCUGCCAUUUUGGCAAGGGAGCUGGCUAUGUACAAGGUGUCUUGUUCACUGCGUCGAGUCCGGAAAGUAGCACCAGACCCUAAGCAGUUUAUAGUAAAAAUGUAUGUGGAAGACAGGAAGUCUCAUGUUGGUCCCAUUUCAUUGCCAGUCCAUCCAGAGAUGACUGUCAGCAACCUUAAGAAAAAGGUUGAGACUGAGUACAACAUUCCUGCAAGGGUUCAGCGAUGGAUACUAGGCAAAAACCUGGCCACUGAUGAUGGGGCUACGCUGGAACACUUUGGUGUGAGCCACAGUGCGUGUCCAGUCUUCCUGUACCUGGUGAGCCCAGCAGAGGAGUUAAGGGCUGAAGAGGUCAUCCGAAACAGAUGCUGGAAGCCCCCGGAUAGCAUCGCUAGCACUGAAGAAGGCGAAGAGUUGGCAAAUACAAUAGCUAGGAAUGACACUUCUGAUGCAUCAAGUACUUUGGAUGCCCUCCUCAAUGACCGUGCAGCAGGGUGGACCUGUCAACUGUGUGGCAUAAAUAAUACUGAACCAGACACCUGUGCAAUGUGCGGUGUUGCAGUGGUUGUUGAUGCCACUGAUCAUGCUGAUAUGGAUGCUAGUCGCCCAAGUGUGGAUGCUGACCAUAAUGUUGAAGCUGCUCUUGGUUAUAAAACUGAACCCACUGAAGUACAUGACCUAGUACAUGACCAACUUGAGGCCAGUAAUAGUCGUGCUGAAGUUGACUUCACACUCAAUCAGGAGGAUGUAAGCCAUGGUGAGGAACCAGAACAAGUGCCCCCACCGCAAACUUUAUUGCCUCAAGACUACAUGCGACUUGUUGAACUUGACGAACAAGACUUGGUGCCAAGCAUGGAAGCAUUUGAGUGCUCAGUUUGCUUUCUAGGCAUAGAACCUGGCCAAGGGGUCUUGUUGAGGGAUUGCUUGCACAUGUUUUGCAGAGAUUGCUUGUCAAACUCUGUUCGCUAUGCUGAAGAGGCUAUGGUAAAGUGCCCAUUCAGGAACAAUGAAUAUUCAUGCAGCAGCCAUCUGCAAGAACGGGAAAUUAGGGCGCUGGUGAGCCCCGAGGUAUAUGAGCACCACUUGUCACGUAGUGUGAAGACCGCCGAGAGCCAGGCACCUAACAGCUUCCAUUGCAAGACUGCUGACUGCCCUGGCUGGUGCAUGCUGGAGGACAAUGUCAACACCUUUAUGUGCCCUGUGUGCGGCCACUCAAACUGCCUCACUUGCCGGGCCAUUCACGAGGGCAAGAACUGUCUCCAGUACCAGGAUGAGCUAGAUUUUAAUGCCCCCGAUGGCCAGGAGGCAAAGCAGACUAAGGAAUAUUUAGAUAAUAUGGUAAAGGAGGGCCAAGCAAUGCACUGCCCACAGUGUCGUGUUAUUGUCAUGAAAAAGUGGGGUUGUGACUGGCUCAAAUGCUCCGUGUGCCAAACAGAAAUCUGCUGGGUUACUAAAGGUCCGCGAUGGGGACCUCAGGGCAAAGGAGACACUUCUGCUGGCUGCAAAUGUGGAGUGAAUGGAGUAAAAUGUCAUCCCAAGUGCAAUUACUGCCACUGAUCUGUGCACCUCGAGUGAGAGAUGUGUAGGUGCAUUUUUAUGAAUGACAAGAAAACAUUUCCUUGGUUGCUUAUUUUAGUGGUAUUUAGUAACAGGCCUAGUACCAUGUGUACAUCAGUGAGAAACCCAUGCAAAAUGAAGUGCAUUGACUUUUUGUUUCACUUUUGUAGCGUGUUGCCAAAGGCUUUUACCAUUGCAUGCUUACAAAAGGCUCUGGCCACUCUAUGCAAUACAUAUGACAUUGCCAGGCUUUCUAAUAACUGGAAAUGUUAAUACAGUUGGGCCCAGAUGCAACGAACACCAUCAAUGCGCAAAAUAUGUUUGCUGUAUCAUAAGUUUGUUAUAGUUGGACAUGCUCUUAGAAUUGCCGGUACAGAACUCAACAAGGUGCAGAAGAGAUGUUUUAUUUUCAAAAUUGACAUGCACCACAUUUACUGGCAAAAAUUGGUGAUUGAGCUCUAUAUGAGUAUUUUCCACCUGUCAAUGCUACUCUACAUUUUCGUAAACUGUCAACGUGGUUGUAGGUAAAGCCCCUGGUGUGUACGGAAUGCUUGAGUGAGCUACAAAGCUUAAAUUAAGGCAGGUGAUGUCAAGAUCACUAGGGCCGAUCCUCGGCUUGUUGUCCCUUUCACAGCUCAUCGAGACGCUGCCAUGUUACAGUUAAUCUCGUUCAUUGUAAUCAAACUGAGCAGACUGUUCUCUCAUAGACUCCUUGCAAAGCAUUUUGGUUGUUGGGAAACUGUUUGCUGUAGAUUAAAGUUAGCUUUCAUAAUGCCAGAACUUGAAGGGAACAUUGCAGCUCCUGUUAUCUCUCAUGGGUUGCAUGGCACUGCGUAAUGCCUUGUAAUCUCUGAGUAGGAGGUGACUGUCAGUAUUGAGGACACAUGCAUUCAGAGAGCUUGGAUAUUGUUGCACUGGCCUGCUUUGAUGAUUUAUUGUGUGUUUGAUACCCCAGUUUGAAAAGAUUUUUGCCGACAUGGUAUGUGCUUCAUAUGGAAAAGAGAGAAAAGUUAGACUUGGCAAAAGCAGCAAGCAUUCCAAGUUUAUUAAAAGCCCAUAGUUUUUGCUGCUAAAAUGAAUGUUGACAUUUAGGCACACAGCCUUGUAUUCCCUGCUGUAACUUCCAAUUCAUGAGUGUUGGUGCUCAAAGAUUCAUAGUUUAUUUGUUUAAUAGUCUAGGAAAAGUCAGUUUAAUUGUGCUGAGCUGAGUGGAACCAUUUCUUUUGCCACUUGAAAAUUCUCUACACUGUGGUAGCUUCUGAAGCACAGGCAUGUUUCACACUUUCUUGCACAGUGACUUAUCUCAUUAUUGUCUGUGGAUCUCGAUCAUUAUUUCAUAUGCACAUCAUUGCCAUGACUAAGCAUACUCAGUCUUCUCAGUUUGAAGAGCUAGAAAAGCAUUCAUGUGCAAAUGUAAAUGUACUGUUUGUAUUCAAACUUGUGUCAGCUGUUGAAAAUGAAGCCGGUGUUGUUGUGAAGUCUUUUAAAAGCAUGUUGCAAAAAAGAAAAAGAAUGACUGGUCUUUAUUGACCAAUUCCCUUACCUCAACUACGGUGGACAGCAGCAGUUAUGAGUCCCCAAAGCCUCGAUACAUUAGGUUAUUCCAUGUUAUCUUGAAAAGAACCCCCUUUGGGAAAUUUUUUAGAUAAUUCCAGGUGACACAUGAAGAACUGUAAACUCCUGGACAACGCGAGGAGCCUCCUUAGCAAUUUGAAGCACACAGUUUGCAUACAGCUACAGAUGCAUGCUGUAUGUAGUGCCAUCCAUUGCCAGGAAGGACGUGCAAGGCAAGCCUAGUUAGCGAGCCUUCCGUGAUGUGGCCUUUACUGAAUUUGCCUUACUCUUGGUGCAUUUAUUUUUUGUGCAUUUGCUCUACAAACCAGUGAAUCUCGCAGUCAGCACAAUGCAAAUGCUGUUGGAGCAGAAGAAGAACGUGCCACAAUGCGUGUGUACCAGUGUUGCAGGCACCUUGUCUAAGUCAAGGCUGUGGUAUGGUGCACAAGAUGAGCCCAAAGGAAGACUUGAUAUUUGUUGCAAGUACAACUUUUGUCAGAAAAAUUCCAGGACUGAGCUUAUAUAAAAAAAAUUGAUUCAACUUGCAAACUAUAAUGACUCUAGGUCUUGUCAAUGUAGUCCCCUUGGCUAUCUACACAAAGCUGCCACCUUUUUGGAGGUCAUGGAAGCAAGCAGAAAGACCUUCAUCGAGGAUGCUCUUCAGCACAUGACUCACAGCAAUUUUGUUUGCUAUUGUAUCUUUAUGAUGCUACCCUGGCAGCAGCUAUUUCACAUGGGGAAACAAAAAUAAAUUGCACUGCGACAGGGUAUAUGAAUAUGGGGAGUGUAGUAAAGUAGAAAUAUGGUGUUUGGCCAGAUAUUCCUGGACUGAUUACAGCAGUGCGGGGCCUCACAUUGUCAUACAAGAAAAACUGUUCUCUAGAUGACAACAAAUCGGGACAGUGCUGACGAAUUGCUUGGUGAAAAUGUUUUGGCGUGUUAGUGUAGAAGUUUUGGUUUAUUUCUUUCAUGAGAACAGUGCAAAAAAUAAAACAAGCAAGUGACUAACACACACACGCAGAGUGCUGCACUCUGUGUGCUGCUCCCAUCUGUGCUGUUUCCAUAAAAGAUGUUGCCUUACCAACUAGCUCGUAUUCAGACCUUUUUGGUUUAUUGCUUGUCUUUCCAGCAGCAGAAGAGGGAGGCGAACUGUGGCCUUGCUAUUCGGCACUUUGCGAGAGAUGAAGUUGGUGCUACCAGUAUGACCCUCAAACAAAGUGACAGUGAUGCUUUAACACGAAUGUGGGAUCACUUCUGGCUCUUUCCAAAAGUUCAACAGCAAUUGUUUGUCUGAUUUGUUUCCGUUCGUCUGCCAGAGUGUGGCACUAUUGUUGCAUUCUGUUUCCAUUUUCCUGAAUUGUUGCGUUCACUCUGGUGAAAUGCAUCCCUGUUCAUUUUCAUAUCUUCUGAUAUCACGCGUGCAGGAGCAUGGCGAUCUUAAUGCAGUAACUGCCUCACUUCGGCCACAUUUGCAGCCAUAUCCGACACUGAUGAGUGGCUGGCUCUGAAAUCGCCUUGCACUGAAUCUCUGCCCUCCAAAACAUUUGGUGCCAGUCAAAGACACAGCUUCUCGAUAAUUCUUUAUCUCUAUGGACUAUCGACCAAAAAAGUUUACGGACCAAGGGAUCUGACAAAAAGCUGAAUAUCUCCGCACCCUCAAAACGCAGCCUGGUAUUCUCAUUUCCAGCCUCUACUGGUAUAUGUGAACAACAUUGUGAUGUAUGGUUUUACUGGCUACUUUUAAAGGCUGCUCAGAUAUUUAGCGUUGUCUGAGAUCCCAUGGUCCAUAAACUUUUUUGGUCGAUAGUACUUGCUGAAUCACUUAAAAAAUCAGCCCUGCAAUUUUUCUGACAAAUGGUAUCUUACCCUUUCAGUUGUUGUGCAGAGUGACUAUGGUGUAGCAAUAGUUGAAGCAAUACGGUGUUCUUUCAAUCUCAAAUAAACCUAACUGAGAUGUCCUUUUUUUGUUAUGUUGUGCUGUGCCUGAAGCAAAGUGUGAUGAGCAAGCGCAUGAACCAUGAUGGCAUAUUUCUGACCUCAUAACUGUUCUUUUCAGUAAAAGCCUUGAUGAAAUUGGCGAGCAGUUGUUGGGGUGUACUGAAAGGAGAGGGCAGUAGCUCGAGGAGCAGCAUGGAGGACAUGUCAGGUGGCAGCAUGAGCUGGUGGCUGUAAAGUAGUGUGGUGAUGAUGAUCAGUCAUCUACUGAACUGACCAUUUCUUUUUUCUUUUGAUUUGAAAUUAUUGGUUUGUUUGAGUUUCUGUGCAAUAAUAUCUGCCUUGUAUGAAGUUGUAAUCUUUUAUUUGCUUUGAAUAUAAACAUGCUUCUCUUAGCUGGUUAUCAUGCACAUUUUUAAAGUUGGGUGUUAAAAAAAACUUUUCCUGCUCAGUAACAGUCUGUUAUUGUUAAGCCAUUGUGAUGUCAGGGCAGGUUGGCUGUCAUGUGCAGUGUGUAUGUGCUUGGAAGGCCAGAGUUUGCUGUAGUCCACAUGCAGCCAUGCGUCUGUUUGUGCAUACAAAAGUGAUACAUUCAGUGAUGUCUUCUUGGUUCAAUUUUGAUGGUUGAAUGCAUCAUACUGUUGAGAAGUUAGAGGCUCUUUAUUAUUUUCCAGUGCUGCAGAUAAGUGUGGCAUCUUUUUAAUCUAUGAAUUUUUUUUUUUU
Messenger RNA from Dermacentor silvarum, 8604 nucleotides. Its product is annotated as ranBP-type and C3HC4-type zinc finger-containing protein 1-like. Gene Ontology annotation, biological process: protein linear polyubiquitination; proteasome-mediated ubiquitin-dependent protein catabolic process. Gene Ontology annotation, molecular function: ubiquitin-protein transferase activity; ubiquitin binding. The coding region runs from base 145 to 4392 and encodes 1415 amino acids. The record is from RefSeq and is a predicted model, not a curated record. Gene Ontology annotation, cellular component: LUBAC complex. Lineage: Eukaryota; Metazoa; Arthropoda; Arachnida; Ixodida; Ixodidae. The transcript has 15 exons.